This is a messenger RNA of Xiphias gladius (swordfish), 2903 nucleotides long. It is a transcript of the gene c7h19orf47, whose product is annotated as chromosome 7 C19orf47 homolog. Gene Ontology annotation, cellular component: nucleus. The record is from RefSeq and is a predicted model, not a curated record. Lineage: Eukaryota; Metazoa; Chordata; Actinopteri; Istiophoriformes; Xiphiidae. The transcript has 8 exons. The coding region runs from base 35 to 1336 and encodes 433 amino acids.
GUCACGGAAGCAGAAGCUACCGUUUGAUGGAAACAUGGCGUCCGUGACAACAGCCACCUCAGAGUGGAUUCAGUUUUUUAAGGAUGCAGGGAUCCCAGCCGGUCUCGCCGUCACUUAUGCAGUCUCCUUUGUGGACAACAGAAUCCAGAAGAACAUGCUGAUGGACCUCAGUAAAGACAUCAUGAUGGACCUCGGUAUUACAGUCAUUGGUGAUAUCAUUGCCAUUCUUAAACAUGCCAAACAGGUGUACAGGCAGGACAUGUGCAAAAUGGCUACAGAAGCCAUCUCCUCAGGACAGACAAGCGUUCAAGCUGAGCUCAGAAGAACUGCCAAUACUCCUGCCACUCGUAUGAUUGCCAACGCUUUGAGCCAUGACUCCCCGCCGGCCACUCCAGCCCGUAGACCUGACAACCGCCUCUCCGUCACAGUGUCCAACAUGCAGGCAAACAAGAGUAGCAAAGCAGUUGUAAGUCAGCCAGCCGAUGAAGGGAACGGUUUGCCACCAGUGAAGUGCCGGAGAGUGACAGCUGAGAUGGAAGGCAAGUACAUCAUCAACAUGCCCAAAGGCACCACGCCUCGUACACGCCGCAUCCUGGCCCAGCAGGCCAAGAAAGGUUUGAAACGCACCUCUGUAUUUGCGAGACUUGGGGCUGAAUCAAAGGCAGACACAACAACAAGCAAUAACAAGCCCACUGGUGUGUUCAGUCGUCUGGACCGAGAGGAUGAAGUGGAAGACAGGCCGAGGGCUGGAAAGAUAGCUGGAAACAUGGAUGCAGAUGACCAGGACGACAGUGACGGAGAGGGCUCAGUCCUCCAGUAUGCUGGCGUCCUCAAGAGACCCCCUCCCCCCCAGAAGAAAGAGCCGGCCCCCAAACCUGCACCGACCACCCUGCGGUGCCUGGGAGGAAAAGUCAAACUACCUCCCAUUGACACUCCCACCUCCUCCUCCUCCUCCACUAAUGGCCUCCUUCCUGCCAAAAUCAGUGUGCUUCAGAGACUGGGCAAGCUCCCUGCUACACACUCAAACAUAGCUGUGUUGCCUACACCCACUGACACGCAGGACAACAGAGUGACCAGCACCAGGCCCAGAGCCCAGGAGAGACCGACCAUAGCAAGCUCCAAGGUCAGCAGCAGCACCGGGGCCGGAGCAGGUGGAGGAGGUGGAGCUGGAGGUGGAGGAGGGGGAGGAGGAGGAGGAGGAGGCGGAGGUGGUGGAGUAGGAGUAGGAGGAAUAGGAGGAGUAGGAGUAGGUGCUGGAGGAGGAGAGUCCUUUGGGGCACGAAUGGAUGUUAAGGCUAUCAGUGUUUUUAAGAGACUGGGCAAUAAGAGAACCUAACAAAAAAUUUAAAUUAUCCAGACUCUUUCUAUACUUCCUUUAUAGAAUUUGUAUCACCACCUUUUUGCAUUUAUCCUGGCUACACCCAGGACUGCAGAUUGUUAUUAACUGGAGUGUUUUUUGUUCUGCCCGAGUGUGUGGACGAUUUUAAUGGCUUUAGGGAUUUACUCUUAGAUAAAAAAAAUGUAUGAAUUUUUUUUUUUACAUUUUAGUUAUGCUGCCGUUGGAAAAUCACCUUUGUUUACUGUCCAAGCUUUUAAUUUAAGGACUCAGAAGUUCUCCGUGUAUUAUGUUGCUUAACCAGAAAGCUAUUUAUCAUGUCUCAAUCAUAUCAGCCAUUUAUCAUGUUUUAGAAACGUAUGUUUAACUAUGUUUGUGAGUUGAAGGCAUGAGCAUGACGCCAACCACGCCGCCAAGAUUGUGGUUUUUAUUUUACCCCACGACUCCACAUAUAAGGAUGCUGCUGCUUAAACUUCCCCGUUUUUGGUUUCCUUUCUAAUUAAUACAGUUGAGUAGUUUGCAAUGUUGCUUGUCCCACAUGAUGAAUUAUUUGAUCACUGCGUUGUUUGCCUGAAAGUUAAAUAUUGCUGGAAAAAAAAAAUCUUAAGUUUAAGGUGCAAACACAGGAUGGCAGUUGGACAUAAGACUAGCCAUGAGGUGAUGGUGAAAGCUUUCUCUUUCUUGUGACAAUUACCUCAGAAUUACCUCCCACAUCAUGUUUUGAAAGUAGAAAAUGUGUAAAAGUGUUGAUGAAAGGCUUCCGAACUUUGGCCCUGGACUUGUGAGCAGAAAAGGAAAUCCAAAUGGUUACACAGAAUGACCUCUUCCGACACAUGAAUCGAGAAAAAGCAACGCACCAUCCCCUCUUCCUCUGUGCUUCACACCUCUGAGCUAAAGACACCCAAGUCAGCUUUUCUACCAUAGUACUGAACCCUUUCUAAAACCACCUACUUGAAGGCCGGAUCAGUAGAAUAUUGUUUAUUUUGAAAUGCAAUGUAUAGAUUUGUUAGAGUUGAUUUCACACAGAACCUGUUCUGCUGCAUAUUUUUCUGUGUGGAUGUUCUUGUAUCAUGAAUCCAUGAAAAGAAACUCAGAGAUGCCAUCAGGCCUGGUGUCAGGGGGCCAGUGUACUGUAGUUCCAGUAGGUAGUUCACCCUACCCAGUAUAGGUCGUUAACACCUGUGUACUGUUUUGGUCUUUCAGACUUACACCAGAACUUUGUUACCCUGUAAAUAUUUUGAAAUGUUUAAAGUCACACUAAAGAAUUUUUAUUGUUUUAAAGAACAAAGUAGAGCAAAACACACCAUAAACUGUCAUGAUUUUUUUAAAGUCAUUGAAGAGAAAAAAAAAGUUCUGAAUUUGGAGAAAGUGUGCUUGGAAAAUAAUUAAAAGAGGAAAAGGAUCCAAAUGCUUUUCCUGUUCUGUUUUUCUUUCUGCGAAGAAGACAUUAAUAGGGCAUGUCAGUGGCACAUGCUGUACUUUGCCACUCUGAAGUACUGACAUGACAGCAAAGUCAAUAUUUAUAUUCCCCUGGGAACAUUAAGCUGAUCAUUUAUCAAUAAACCUG